AUGGAAUUUAGCUUUAACCCCACCCAAGAAUCAAACAACCCGCUCAAAGACUUCGGGCGCAAUUUAACCGACGAAGCGGCCCGCGGUAAACUUGACCCGGUCAUCGGUCGCGACGACGAAAUUCGUCGCAUCAUCCGCAUCUUGUCCCGUAAAACCAAAAAUAACCCCGUCUUAGUCGGCGAGCCAGGCGUGGGUAAAACGGCUAUUGCCGAAGGUUUGGCCCAAAAAAUUCUCAGCGGCGAUGUGCCCGAGAACUUAAAGGACAAGGAAGUGAUAGAGAUUGACAUUCCGGCUUUGAUCGCGGGCGCCUCUUUCCAAGGUCAGUUUGAGAAAAGACUAAAGUCGCUCAUGAAGGAAAUUAAGGAAGCCCAGGGCAACUUAAUUCUUUUCAUUGACGAAAUCCACAUGAUCGUGGGAACGGGUAAAAACGCUCAAGGCGGCAUGGACGCGGCUCAAAUCAUUAAACCGAUGCUAGCACGCGGGGAAAUGCGUCUGAUCGGAGCGACCACGCUUGACGAGCACCGCAAGUACAUUGAGCAAGACCCAGCCCUCGAACGCAGACUCCAAAAAGUUUACAUCGCCGAACCUUCCGAAGAAGAAACGGUGACCAUCUUGCGGGGACUGAAAGACCGAUUUGAGUCUUACCACGGGGUGCGAAUCCACGACAACGCCUUGGUCACGGCCGUCAAACUAUCUAGUCGUUACAUCUCCGACCGCUUUUUACCCGACAAAGCGAUCGAUCUAGUUGACGAAGCAGCGGCGGCGAUUCAAACCGAAAUGAACUCCAAACCCGAGGACCUUGAAAAAGUCGAGCAGCGUUUAGCCAUGCUAGAGAUGGAGAAAGUCGCCCUUUCGAGCGAAAAAGAUCCUAAGUCGCGCGAAAGACUGAGCGAGAUCAAAGACCGAAUCGGCGAAACCGAAAAAGAGGUCAAAGCACUCCGCAGUGCCUGGAACCGGGAGAAAGAAAUUCUCCGUGACAUCGGUAAGUACAAGGAAAAAGUCGAGCAGCUCAAAGUUCAGCAGCAACGCUACCAGGCUGAGGGCGAGUUUGAAAAAGCUUCGAUCUUGCUCUACAAGGAAAUUCCUGACUGGGAGAAAAAACUUCAAAAAGCCGAGGAACAAGCUGGUCAGCGCGAAAACUCAAUGAUUAAGGAAGACGUUGACGAGGAAGAGAUCGCCAACGUGGUCGCUAAGUGAACGGGAAUUCCGAUCACCAAACUGCUCCAAGGUCAACGCGAAAAACUGCUCACUUUGGAAAAACACCUCGCCCAGCGCAUCAAAGGUCAAACUAACGCGCUUAAGUUAGUUAACGACGCAAUUUUACGUUCACGAGCCAACAUCAACGAUCCGAAUAAACCGAUCGGUUCGUUUAUCUUCAUGGGUCCGACCGGGGUCGGUAAAACCGAGGUCGCCCGGGCGCUCGCUUACGAACUUUUUGACAGCGAAAAAAGCAUGAUCCGCCUAGACAUGUCCGAGUACAUGGAAAAACACGCCGUCUCACGUCUAAUCGGUGCUCCGCCGGGGUACAUCGGCUUUGACCAGGGCGGGCAACUAACCGAAGCGGUUCGGCUAAGACCUUACUCGCUGAUUUUGCUCGAUGAAAUUGAAAAAGCGCACCCCGAAGUGCUCAACAUCUUGCUGCAAGUGCUUGACGACGGACGACUGACCGAUGGCAAAGGCAAAGUGGUUGACUUUAAAAACACGAUCGUGAUCAUGACAACCAACAUCGGCUCGCUUGACAUUUUGGAAGGCAAGAAAAACGAGCAAGUUACCAAACUGCUCUACAAAUUUCUCAGACCCGAGUUCAUUAACCGCGUCGAUGAAAUCGUCGUCUUCAACGCUUUGGACGAGGAAGCGGUUCGUCAAAUCACCGUCGUCGAACUUGAGAAGUUAACUCGCCGUCUGUCCGACCGCAACAUCUUGCUUGAGUUUGACGAGGGGGUGGUUGAUAAAAUCGCCAGCGAAGGUUACGAUCCGCUUUUUGGAGCCAGACCAAUCAAGCGUUACAUCGUUAAAAACUUAGAGUCAGAUUUAGCGCGACGAAUCAUUAGCAACGAAAUUAAAGAGCACACCCAGUACGUAGUUAAGUCGCUUAACAGCGAAUUUGUCUUCGACGAAAAACGUCUUAACUAA
Molecule: messenger RNA, 2133 nt
Organism: Centruroides sculpturatus (bark scorpion)
Lineage: Eukaryota; Metazoa; Arthropoda; Arachnida; Scorpiones; Buthidae
Product: chaperone protein ClpB-like
Exons: 1
Biological process (GO): cellular response to heat
Cellular component (GO): cytoplasm
Molecular function (GO): ATP hydrolysis activity; ATP binding
Source: RefSeq, a predicted model, not a curated record